AUGACGUUUCCCAGAGAUAAAGAGUUGAGGAGACAGUGGGAAGUAGCUAUAAGAAGGGAAGGUUUUUCUGCAAGCGAGUUCUCUGUGCUAUGCAGUGAACACUUCAAGCCGGAAGACUUUGACAGGACAGGUCAGACUGUCAGAAUAAGGGAUGGAGCAAAACCAUCUAUUUUCAGUUUCCCGACUCAUCUACAAAGACCUGUUGUAAUCAGGACUACACAAGCCUCAAGGAAAGCUGAGGAGAGCCUGUCAGUGGACUGUUCUCAGCAUUUCCAAGACACUGAUCCUCCUCUGCCUAAUGCUGACCACACCUAUGCAUUACCUGCAUCUCCCACUGAUUUAAAGAACAGACUCUGUGAAGCUUUGGCUAGAGUGGAGAGUCUGGAGCGAGAGAUGAGGAAUUUGAAGGACAGAGAACAGAGGGCAAAGAGGACUGCGUAUGAUCUUCUUGAAGAUCUGAAGGGGAAGAACCUCAUAAACGAAGAGCUGAAAGAAAGGCUCAAUUUCUACAAAAAAUUUCUAAAAAAAAAAAAAAAAAAAAAAAAAAAAAAACUUUGAA
Messenger RNA from Megalobrama amblycephala (Wuchang bream), 559 nucleotides. Its product is annotated as THAP domain-containing protein 6-like. The record is from RefSeq and is a predicted model, not a curated record. NCBI's taxonomy places the organism in Eukaryota, Metazoa, Chordata, Actinopteri, Cypriniformes, Xenocyprididae. The coding region runs from base 1 to 558 and encodes 185 amino acids. The transcript has 4 exons.